UUCUCUCUCUCUCUCUCUCUGUCUGUUCUGUGUGUCUUGGUUAAAUCUUCUUUGACAGAUGCCGCCUGUUGGGAUUAGGCAGUGGAUUAGAUGCCCUUGGCUCCCUCUCCCUCUCCCUCUCCCUCUCCCUGGCCACACCGCCAGACCCCGUGUGCCUCCACACUCCUGCAGAAAUGGAGAGAAAGCAGACGCGAGGUCAAGGAUCGCCCCCCAUGCCAAGCCAAGACGCAGGAGACGAGAUGCCCAUUGCCAAACACAAGAAGAGGAAAGCCAAAAAGGAGAUCCUUGAAGUGGAUGACCCUGAUGAGAAGAGUCCGGAGGAUGGGACAGAGAUGGAGGGCUUGUCCAGCCGCCGUGAGUCAGAGAGCAGGGAGCCCCUGACCCCAGAGCCUCCCCCCAGCCCACCACAGAAGAAGAAGAAGAAAAAGAAGGCUCAGAAUCUUGAGCUGGAGGGGGAUCAGGCUGAGCUGGCCAAUGGAGACGCGGCGGAGCAGCAGGCAGACGGAGAGGAGGUCACUAGGAGGACUAAGAGGAGGAAGAAGCCGAAGACGGUGGAGAUGCAGUUCCAUAACGAGCUGACGCUGGAGGAUGAGGAGCUGUCGGACGCUCACGCCUCCUCCAUCCCCCAGCGCUCGCUGUUCUCCGCCCCCAUGGGCCCCAACUUCCCCAUGGGCCCCAAGGGCUUCGUCGACCGGAACCGUGAGCGCCAGUUCCACCCUAGUGAGCGUAUGGACCUGCCCAGGCACAGCAUGCAGCUGGACGAGUUCAUGGAGGUCAGGACCAUGUGGUCCACACGGGACGUGGCCAUGAGGGUGCACAGCGGCUUCAGGAUCAUUGGGCUGUUCUCCCAUGGUUUCCUGGCUGGCUGCGCCGUGUGGAACAUCAUAGUGGUGUACGUGCUAGCAGGGGAGCAGCUCACCACCCUCCCCAACCUGCUGCAGCAGUACCAUCCCCUGGCCUACCCCGCUCAGUCUCUGCUCUACCUGCUGCUCGCUAUCAGCACCGUGUCUGCUUUCGACAGGGUGAACCUGGCCAAAGCCUCCAUGGCUCUGAGGGGACUGCUUACUCUGGACCCUGCAGCCCUGGCCUCCCUCUUGUACUUUGCGGCUCUCAUCUUGACUCUGAGUCAGCAGAUGACCAGUGAUCGCAUCCAUCUCUACCACACUGCCAAUGAAACACUCUGGCCUCCUGGAUCAGAGCAGCAGCUCCUAAAGCCCUGGAUCGUGGUGAACCUGGUGGUGGCUCUGCUGGUGGGUUUGGCCUGGGUGUUCAUCUCCACCCGGCCUGACAUGGACUACACCGAGGAGUUCCUGAUGGCGAUGGAGGUGGAGGAUUACAGACAUGAUGACAGGCUGGAUAUCCCAGCCUGAGGUCAUCACUGAAGACCAUUUCAGCAUUCAUUUCGAAGGGACAUUUUUUUUGUACAGAUAACAUGUGAAUAGAUUAUAGCUGUGGGUAUUUUUUUAUUAAGAGAAAUAAAGUCAGUCGUGGACAU
Clupea harengus (Atlantic herring) is the source of this 1495-nucleotide messenger RNA. It is a transcript of the gene tmem237a, whose product is annotated as transmembrane protein 237a. The transcript is spliced from 13 exons. NCBI's taxonomy places the organism in Eukaryota, Metazoa, Chordata, Actinopteri, Clupeiformes, Clupeidae. The record is from RefSeq and is a predicted model, not a curated record. Gene Ontology annotation, biological process: cilium assembly. Bases 174 to 1370 code for a protein of 398 amino acids. Gene Ontology annotation, cellular component: ciliary transition zone.